AUGAAGUCCCCGUCAAGAUUGACGUUCUCAAAUCUCUUAAACGAACAAGCAAAGUCAACAAGUGCAAACAUUGGUGGUGGUGGUGGUGGUGGUGGUGGUGGUGGUGGUGGUGGUGGUGGUGGUGGUGGUGGUGGUGGUCGUGAUGAUGACGACGACGACGAAGACGGAGAGGAGAGCGGGAGAGUGGUGGCGGGAAACGCAUCUGACACAACUCUUCGGAGGGAUCUAACGUGGUACUGGAUUGUGCGUGGACCUCCCACUUAUGACACCCCAUAG
Messenger RNA from Spirometra erinaceieuropaei, 276 nucleotides. The record is from the annotation of a GenBank genome assembly. NCBI's taxonomy places the organism in Eukaryota, Metazoa, Platyhelminthes, Cestoda, Diphyllobothriidea, Diphyllobothriidae.